AUGGCUCCGACAACUCCCCUCCGAACAUCCAAGAUGCCAGCACCGAGCGCCUGGGACUUCUUCCCGCACGAAUGCAACCUUCGGUUCGAGUCCGCCACGGAGGGUCCCCCGGCUCGCGUCUCGUAUCUCCUGAAAGUUAUCCCAAAGCAAUGCAAUUACCUCCAGAACCUGCAUGGCGGCUGUGCGGCCACCAUGGUUGAUGUCCUUUCUUCGACGUUACUCAUGGCACUCUCCAAACCGGGCUUGUACUCUUAUGGUGGUGUGAGUCGGAACUUGAAGACUACGUAUAUCCGGCCAGUGCCGGUGGGGAUGGAGAUCCGGCUGGUGUGUGAACUGGUGCAUAUGGGGAAGCGGAUGGCGCUGCUACGGGCCGAGAUUCAGAAGUUGGAUGGGAGUGUUUGUGUCGUGGCUGAACAUGAUAAGGCGAAUACGGAUCCUGCGGACACCAAGAUCUGA
This is a messenger RNA of Aspergillus piperis CBS 112811, 456 nucleotides long. Its product is annotated as PaaI family thioesterase. Bases 1 to 456 code for a protein of 151 amino acids. The transcript is spliced from 2 exons. The record is from RefSeq and is a predicted model, not a curated record. Lineage: Eukaryota; Fungi; Ascomycota; Eurotiomycetes; Eurotiales; Aspergillaceae. Gene Ontology annotation, molecular function: fatty acyl-CoA hydrolase activity.